This is a messenger RNA of Eucalyptus grandis, 877 nucleotides long. RefSeq lists its product as uncharacterized. Lineage: Eukaryota; Viridiplantae; Streptophyta; Magnoliopsida; Myrtales; Myrtaceae. The transcript has 5 exons. The coding region runs from base 429 to 815 and encodes 128 amino acids. The record is from RefSeq and is a predicted model, not a curated record.
CCAAUUUGGUAAAAAUGGAAAAGGCCUGAUCAAAGUUACCCAAGCCCGGCCAAUCAAUUUGUGUGGCCCAGAAAUUCAAUCCAAUUCUUCACAAGCACAAGCCCACCAGAUCAUUUAAAAGCCCACCACAGCCCAUAAAAAUGCCCAUGACACGUGAAACGGUGGAAUCCUCUAUCCGGUACCCUCUCCUUCGCCGGCCACCAAUCGACGCCAGUGUCCACCGUUCCCCAUUGCCUACCAUAAUCCCUCCGAUCGCUGGCCGACGGAGAACCAAGAAUACCAGAGCAAAGAGGAGGACACGAACAAUUUCAUCAUCUCCGAUCCAGAGGAUUCCUUAGCUUCUGGACCACGAAUUGACGCUAGCAUUCGCGCCUCACCAGCUCCAAUCGCUGAAGACUUCCAUAUUAUCCAGUUGCUGGCCACCAUAGAUGAGAAAACACCGAAGCAGAGCAGGAUUUUUGACAGACGAAGCUCAGUCACUGACAAUCAUCGCCGUCGCCGUUCGACUUUUCCUAGCUGAAGUCGACCUAGCUCUGUUUGCCCCUGUUUCCGAGCCAAGGAGUCCGAAGUUUUCAGCUCUUUCUCGAGACUCCUCCGCCAAUGCUGAUCUUCAUCUCCGAAGUGUCUGGGACCUCCAGUCUCUGAUUUUCUCAUCCGCCGAGGCUAGAAAUCCGGUCUCGCCAAGAUUCAACUGCGAUUGGAGUUCUAUGGAUGAUCAGAACCUGAGGUGUUGCUGUUGUGAUGGUCUAGAGGCAAAGACAUCGGCAGCAACUUCGUGGGUCAUCUAUGCAAGGCCUCGGAUCGGGCCGGCUUAAUGACGUUCACGGGAUAGCAAGGAACAAAGGAAGCGAGAGGGAAUACGGCCCUCGAUCAUGAG